Messenger RNA from Danaus plexippus (monarch butterfly), 1067 nucleotides. RefSeq names its product protamine-2-like. The coding region runs from base 145 to 399 and encodes 84 amino acids. NCBI's taxonomy places the organism in Eukaryota, Metazoa, Arthropoda, Insecta, Lepidoptera, Nymphalidae. The transcript has 5 exons. The record is from RefSeq and is a predicted model, not a curated record.
GAUUCAGAUGUAGCUGUGUAGAUUCCUUAAGCCUUUGUUAUUUCGUAUAUAUUUUUUUUUUAUAGAAAUUUACAGAUGUGAGUGUUAAAUAUACAGAAAUACAUAUAAAUGUUCGUGAAAAUAGGAUUUAAAUAAUAAGACAUAAUGGCGCGAUGUCGACGGAAACGAAAAAUGUGCAAAACUCGUUGCCGCACCAAACAGGGCAGAUUUAAACGUUGCCGAUCCGGCGACAGACGGUACAGCAUCAGAUCCGGCUGUAGGAGACGCAGCCAUCGACGUUCUAGAUGCAGACGUAGAGGACGUUACCAAUGGCGUUGUCGUUCACGGUCUGGCUCGUUCAAGAGAUGUCGCUACUGUGAUAGGCGGUACAAGAUGAGACGCCGAUCCUGCUCGUACUGAUGUUUUGUGAGUUUCGUUUAAGUAAAUUCUAUUGCUUUGUCUUUGUAAGCUAUUGAAGCUCUUCCUUUAUAGCUACUAUUGUAGUAUUCGUGCCUUAAGGCUUAAGCUAAGAAUAAUCAUGCCAGAAAUACGCCAUAGUAUAUUAAGUCUCUUGAAAUUAUUUUUUGAUAUAAAAAUUAUAUUAUUUGUAUAAUUUGACAAAAAAAUAUUGUAUAUACACGAAAUGAAUGUCUUUAACAGUAACAUAGAAAGGUGUGUUUAUAUAUAUAAAGCUUUGUAUUUGUAAUUAAAAAACUUGACAUAUGUUUAGGUAUAUAACUCCUAAUAUCUACAAUAAUAUGCAAUUUAAAAAUUUGUAUCUUUGAUUGUUUUGUCAUCGUGCAACACCACGCCGAUGUAAUCCGCUGGAACUCUAAAUCCAAAACCUGGCCUUCAAUAACUUUUAAAGUGAAAUAUUUUUAAUCUAUGCUUAAAUAUAUAUAUGAAUGUGGUAUUUCGUUUGUCGAUCAAUACUUUACUAAUAAAAUGAAAAUCGGACCCACAAAAAAAACAAAUUAAAUAUUAAAUUAGAAUUUUUAAUAUAAUUUUUUUUUUCAGUGAUGUCUCUAAAAUGCUGUCCUUUGCCUGUGUGUUGUGUAAAAUAUAAAAGUUAUUUAUUUAAAUAGAAA